Messenger RNA from Dibothriocephalus latus, 843 nucleotides. The record is from the annotation of a GenBank genome assembly. NCBI's taxonomy places the organism in Eukaryota, Metazoa, Platyhelminthes, Cestoda, Diphyllobothriidea, Diphyllobothriidae.
AUGCAAAAACAAACGCUGGAAAACCCGCUUUUCAUCCCGCUUCGACCUCCGCCACCACCAAACUUGCUAUUUCCCCAUCUUUGGCUAAAUCAUGAGGCCUUAUCGGUCUCAAAAUCCAGCAGCACCAACACCGUCAACGAGCGCCUCCCUACCCUCGGGUACAGUACCCCCACCGACGAUCAGUAUUUCCCCCAAACACUGAGGUUGAAACCGGCAGACGACUGUUCAGUAGGAGCACACAGCUAUCGGACACCAACACGCACACCCAGUCCAGUCAGUGCCAAGGCAACCACAGCUAACCCAGCAUGGGUCUCGAAACCAAAGUACCCAGAGACUGACCAAACUGGAAAAGGGAAACGUCAGAAGCUCAAGCGUACGGAAGGCCCCAGCCUUCCUUCAAGCACUGCUCCGCCCUCGAGCGCUGACUCCAGAACCGUUGUUGCACCCGACCUCUUGGAGACUAUCAGUCCGAGCAAGCGAUAUUUGACGGAAGCCGAAAAAGCACAGUUAGGGCACAAAGACACCAGCAGAGAAUUGGGGUCUGAUAAGAGUCCCGAAAGCGGUGUGGACGACUUUGAGGACGAGGAGAGUGACACCAGACCGAGUUCGGCCUCCCAUGGGGAGCAGAACAUUGAGUGCGUGGUGUGUGGGGAUAAGAGCAGUGGGAAGCACUAUGGUCAACACACCUGUGAGGGUUGCAAGAGUUUUUUCAAACGUUCCGUUCGACGUAAACUGAUCUACAAGUGUCGCGGCAACCGGCAGUGUCCCGUGGAUAUGCACCAUCGGAAUCAGUGUCAACACUGUCGAUUCCAAAAGUGCCUGAAGACGGGCAUGCGCAAGGAA